Molecule: messenger RNA, 514 nt
Organism: Prorocentrum cordatum
Lineage: Eukaryota; Dinophyceae; Prorocentrales; Prorocentraceae
Source: the annotation of a GenBank genome assembly
CAGAUCAAGACGGCGGAGGGCGAGGCCUACGCUCGAACCCGCAAGACGCGCGAUCCCCCGUCCAGUUUCGUCUUGCGGGGCGGCGCCCACACGGUGUGCCAGACGGCCAUGGACUCGGAGGGUGCGGAGCUCGAGCCUCUUGUCGAUGGCCGCGCGGCCGCGCCGAGCACCGACGCGGACCGAACGUUCCCGGUGAAGAACUUCGAGGCGGGCGGCUUUUUCGAGGCAGCCCGCAGGCUCCUGGGCGACGGAAAGACCGCUGACCGAGCUGAGCGCAAGGAUGGUGGCCAGGAGGCCCGCCUCCGACAGGCUCUGGACGGGGGCGCGGCCAUUCCCGUCUCUGGCGCGGGCGCCUGGAUUCCCUCCGCGAAUGUCGAUGGGCACGGCGAGCGGUUCAAGGCUUGGCGCGACGCGUGCGCAGAGGUACCCCGCAAACGCCGCGCCGACCGGGAGCGCGUCCGCGAGGGGCUCCCGACCGCCCUGACGCUCUUCAAGAACUCAUGCCGUCAGCGAG